AUGGCACCAAACAGUUUUAUUAUUCCUGAUUUUUCUGAUAUUUUCGAAGAGUUACCUUCUAAACAACAAACAGUAUUAUCCUCAACAAUGCCACAAGUUGAAAUGCACGGUCCGAUAAUCGUGAGACCUUUACCUGAUAUUCAAACUUUCAUAAAUACAUUUUUUCAAUAUACAAUUCCUACAACUUCUUAUUACAUCGUUCUAUCCAAUGGUGGUGAUACAAGCAGAUUGAUCUUUUCCGCAAGUUUUGUUCCGACUAAUGCUGAAAAAUGGGUUAAAUUUGAUGAUAAAUUACGAAAAUUAUCUGGAACACCACCUAAUGAUGCUGCUCCAAACACUACUAUACAUUUACACAUUUUAGAUCCUGGGUACGGAAGCACAAAUACCACUAUGCACAUUCUUGUUUCAAACUGCGAGGGUGGGAUGUGCAUUAAUUACAUGCCACCAAAAAUUCUAGCAGUAAUCACUGUUUUAUCCGUUGCAUUUGGUAUCUGCGUUCUUUCUGUGUUUGGUUUUAUUCUUUUCAAGAAGUGGAAGAAAAGGACUAAAAAAAUUACUUUACGCAAACAACCCAAUUUCCUUUCCGUGACUCCAAAACAUCGUGGACAAGAUAAUGAUGGAAUUGUUGAAAUGUCUCAGUCUUAUCCACUUAAUGAACCAAAUGAUUCAAGGUUAUACAGAAGAGAUAGAUGUGAUGUAUGUGAUCGAAUCCUACCUCAUGAAGAGUUAGACCAAGCUCAUUAUAAUAAAUCAACUUUGUUCUCUGAUGGCGCAAUGGAUCAAUUUCCGUUAAAGGAUAGCAAUUCUGGAACUUACAAUUUAAAAAAUGCCGCAUUUUCGGAUUCUUUUGGUUUAGGCAUUUCUUUACCGGGCACUUCUAAAUUGAAUGAUUCCGAAUUACAGACUCCAAAUCAAAUAGACAUCGGCUCAUAUACACCUGCUGUUCCUCCACUCAAAUUUAUUAAAAGAACUACUUCUUCCAUCUAUUCAGUUUCGUCUGCCACGGCCUCAUGUGAUAAUAUCACUCAGACCGUCUCAUCGACAGGCGUAAAGAAUGAACUAAACGUUAAACUUACAAAAUCGGAUAUGCCAAUACUUUACGCAAAAUUAGGCGGUUUAUUUCAAUAUUCUGUUAAAAAUUUAAUCAAUUCUUCUGCUCAUCAUAAACGCCGCUUAUUCAUUAAGGCUGUCACUGAACCAAAUAAUAGCUUGCUUCCCGAAUGGCUCCAUUUUAAUACAGCAGAUGCUAAUUUUUGGGGAAUCCCUUACAAAAAUGAUAUCGGGAAGACCAUAAUUAAAGUACUUCAGCGUGUUUAUGAUAUAAGAUCUCAGGAAGAAAACAAAGGAAUAAUAUGCAAUAAUGACCUAGGUUAUAAUUCUCAUGAAGUCGAUUCGAUUGAGUCAAGUUUUCAGGUUGUGGAAAAAUUUAUGUUGGUGGUUGUUGAAAAUGAUAUUGACAUCUAA
Dentiscutata heterogama is the source of this 1464-nucleotide messenger RNA. The record is from the annotation of a GenBank genome assembly. Lineage: Eukaryota; Fungi; Glomeromycota; Glomeromycetes; Diversisporales; Gigasporaceae.